AACUGUCAAAAACACCAGAAGAAGAGUAAGCUGGACCACUUAAGGGCGCCAAACUCUAAAAAUAUGUAAAUCUUUAUACUUCAUAUCUCUAUACUCGUUAGGUUUAACAUAUACAAACCAUAUGCUGUUUAUGUUUAAUGUUCGCUUUUUACCUCCUGAUUGAGAGCUUGACCAUCUCUGUGGAUGCUGACAACUCAGAACCAUGCCUCUGUCAACUCAGUCCCAAGCAGACAUUGACCAGUACAUUCUGAUAGCCAGUUUGGAUAACGCAAGGAAUCUGUCCAACAUCCUGAAAGCCAUCUCUUUCAGGGACCAUGCUAUCUUCAAUGCAACACAGAAUGGGUUAAAAGUCACUGUUGAGGACUCCAAAUGCCUUCAAGCCAAUGCAUUCAUUCAGGCUGACAUCUUUCAAGAGUACAUAAUCAAAGAGGACGCGGUUGGCUUUCAGGUUAAUUUAACUGUUCUUCUGGACUGCCUCACCAUCUUUGGGGGAAGCACAGUCCCAGGUGUGUGCACCGCCUUGAGAAUGUGCUACAAUGGCUACGGAUAUCCGCUGACUUUGUUCCUGGAGGAAGGUGGUGUGGUCACCGUAUGCAAGAUUAAUACACAGGAGUCGGAGGAGCCCAUAGACUUUGACUUUUGCAGCACAAAUGUAACCAACAAGGUGAUUCUGCAGUCAGACAGUCUUAAAGAGGCUUUCUCUGAGCUUGACAUGACCAGUGAAGUUCUGCAGAUUACUAUGUCACCAAGCCAUCCUUACUUCAGAUUAUCCACAUUUGGGAAUUCUGGAAACGCUCAUUAUGAUUACCCCAAAGACUCAGACAUGAUGGAGCUGUUCCAGUGUACUAAAAUACAGACCAACAGGUAUAAGAUGUCCCUGUUGAAACCCUCUACAAAGGCCUUGGCUCUGUCCUGUAAAGUCUCGACCAAGACCAGUGGAUCAUUUGAUAAGGGAGAGCAACUUGAUCCAGCUGGAGCUACAUCACUCACAUCAGAUAAACAAGCUAGCGCUGACCCGCUGUCUGAUGUCUUGACCUACCAGUGAAUCAAGGGGUGUCAGGUUCUGGGUUUUGUAAACACAAACUUAGCAAUGACCUAACUGUUGUGACACUCCAACAAUUGGCAACAAGAGAGCCCAUGGGAGAUGAAGAGAAGGUGCGCAGCUUUCAGCACGGCCUCACAAGG
Messenger RNA from Sinocyclocheilus rhinocerous, 1185 nucleotides. Its product is annotated as cell cycle checkpoint protein RAD1-like. Gene Ontology annotation, biological process: DNA damage checkpoint signaling; DNA repair. NCBI's taxonomy places the organism in Eukaryota, Metazoa, Chordata, Actinopteri, Cypriniformes, Cyprinidae. The record is from RefSeq and is a predicted model, not a curated record. Gene Ontology annotation, cellular component: nucleus; checkpoint clamp complex. Bases 203 to 1045 code for a protein of 280 amino acids. The transcript is spliced from 8 exons.